AUGAAUCCUGUUUCAUCACGACUCAGAAAAGGUCGCCUUGGGAGCACAAAGUCCAACGACGGUUGUAUUACCUGCAAAAUCAGAAAGGUAAAGUGCGACGAAUUGCGGCCAGCCUGCAGAAGGUGCUUGGGCACUGGCAGAAAGUGUGAUGGCUACGGCCGCGAUGUCGAUUCACAUACGUCUCGGCCGGCCGCGGCAGCAACCAUCUCUAGCAAUCUGCGCCACCUCAUUUUCACUACAGCUCACAACCACGCCGAGCCCGAGGAGCUGCGAUGUUUCGAGUUCUUCAUGGAGAAAGUGGUGCCCAACUGUACGCGAAUGGUUGACGAAGCAUUCUGGCACCAAAUUAUUCCCCAGCUCAGUCGUUCGGACCCCGUCAUCUGGUACGCUGUGAAUUCUCUCGCCUGUCUCAUUCGCCACCCACAGUUUUCGCCGACCUGGACGCUCCCUGGAAGGAAGAUCCUACAACCUGCAGUGACCGACGAGCAUCGAAGAGCCCUGAGAUGGUACAACAAAUCUAUCGCCAAGUUGCAAGAACGAAUCUCAAACGAAAAUGUGAUGUCAACAACCACCACCAUCACCUUCGUCAGUUGCAUAUUAUACAUUUGCAUCGAAUGCGUGCAAGACGACCCUGUCGAGGCCGCUGCACUGUAUCGGCGGGCGGUGGCGAUGAUCGGACCGGUGUCAGACCAUCAUCAACGCGGACACCCUUCCACAACUCGACGUGAAGUAACACUCGAAGAAACGGUUCGAGCGCUGCUACGCCAUAUGGCCAUCUCGCAGGGCGUACCAGUGAAAAGAAGUGCUGCUACUGCCGCCAACGGUGGUGGUGGUCUUGUUGUUGCUGUUGAAGGCCCGGAACGGCACUAUCGGUUUUUCACAUUACAAGACGCGAGGGAUGAGCUUUACAUUUUGAUGAGCGAGGCUCAUGAAUUUAUCGUCCAUGUGGGUGAAAUCAAAAUUAGGCUACUGAGGAAAGGCUGGAAACCAUCUUCUGAACUUAUGUCAUGGCAAAGGUCUAUCGAGGCCAACUUUUCGAAAUGGCUUUCCGCUCUUCGACAUUUUGUCAGCAACAAUCCAGACACCGUGUCUCAACAACACGAUAUUGAGCGGUUUGCCCUCUUGAAUGUUGGGUUCGGCCAUUAUUAUAUAUGGGUUGCUACGUCUUUAAAUAUGGACGAGACUGUCUUUGACCAUUUUAUAACCACGUUCCAAUCCAUGAUCGAGCAUGCGCGUCACGCCACGGCAACGCGCAACAGUGGAGGCGGCCGUCCGGUGUUUAUAUUCGAGACUCGAUUCAUCCCUUCUCUAUUCUUCAUUGCGUGCAAAUGUCGCCAUCCGGUCGUGCGCCGACAAGCCAUCUCUUUACUCGAAAGUGGACCCUUGAUCGAAAACACGUUCAAAGCCGAGCCCAUGGCCAAAGUCGCGAAAUGUUGUAUCGGGAUUGAAGAAGCCGGUAGUGAAGGAGGGGUAUUCCACUUAGAAGCUCACAAGACCGAAUUUCCCCCCGAAGGCCACAGAAUAACCUGGAACAAACUCAUUGAGAUGCCUGAUGCUCAUCAUGCCAGAGUGGAUCAGUACUUGAUGUUUGGGAGAUGGCAGCAGCAGCAAGUCGGCAGAGAAUGGAUUUCCAGCACACACAUGGUCAAGAUAUGA
Molecule: messenger RNA, 1656 nt
Organism: Fonsecaea multimorphosa CBS 102226
Lineage: Eukaryota; Fungi; Ascomycota; Eurotiomycetes; Chaetothyriales; Herpotrichiellaceae
Exons: 1
Coding region: 1-1656 (551 amino acids)
Biological process (GO): regulation of DNA-templated transcription
Molecular function (GO): zinc ion binding; DNA-binding transcription factor activity, RNA polymerase II-specific
Source: RefSeq, a predicted model, not a curated record